Molecule: messenger RNA, 3468 nt
Organism: Aspergillus melleus
Lineage: Eukaryota; Fungi; Ascomycota; Eurotiomycetes; Eurotiales; Aspergillaceae
Exons: 3
Coding region: 1-3468 (1155 amino acids)
Biological process (GO): intracellular calcium ion homeostasis; calcium ion transmembrane transport
Cellular component (GO): intracellular membrane-bounded organelle; membrane
Molecular function (GO): ATP binding; P-type calcium transporter activity; ATP hydrolysis activity
Source: RefSeq, a predicted model, not a curated record
AUGGUAUCCUCGGAGAAAGAGCCAACUUCGUCUGGCCAAGCGUCAGUCCCGGCGAUUACCGUGCAGGUUCCGGAGAUCGAUAGCUCCUGUUCCUCCUCUAGCAACGGCGACCAUGACGAGACGGUUUCCUCGGGCAUGUCCUCGCGACAGAUGUCUUUCAGCAACCUGACAGCUAUAGAUACUACACACACCGGUCGAGACCGAGCUAUGAGCGGCAGUACCAUGGCGCCCGCUAGCCCGCUGCUAGAACUCCCCGACAGCAAAGGCGACCCAUCGAGCUCCGCGUCGAGUAUUUUCUCAUCUAAAGAACAAGAAGGCGCCCUUCGACCCGAUCCCGGAUCUGAGAACGAUUUCAAAGUCGACAAUAACCCCUUCUCAUUCUCUCCCGGCCAACUUAACAAGCUCCUUAACCCCAAGUCGCUCCCUGCGUUUGUGGCUCUCGGUGGACUAUCGGGAUUAGUCAAGGGCCUACACACCGACGCUACCUCGGGCCUCAGCGCCAACGAAAGUGCCAUUUCCUCUCACCAUACAUCGACAUCCGCCAACGGGGCCUCUGAGCCCUUCUUCGACCGAGUCCGCGUCUACAAGAACAACUCCCUUCCCGAGAAGAAAGCAACGCCGCUAUGGAAACUGGUCUGGCUGGCAUACAAUGACAAGGUGCUCCAUCUCUUGACAGCGGCGGCUGCCAUAUCCCUCGCCCUAGGCCUCUAUGAAACAUUCGGCGCUCACCACGAACCCGGCGAACCCAUGCCCGUGGACUGGAUCGAAGGAUGUGCCAUUUGUAUCGCCAUAGUCAUCGUCGUGCUCGUCGGUUCCCUGAACGACUGGCAGAAAGAGCGGGCAUUUGUGCGCCUGAACGCAAAGAAAGAGGAUCGCGAGGUCACAGUCGUCCGGUCCGGUAAGACCGUCCGCAUUUCGGUCUUUGAUGUUCUCGUCGGCGAUGUCCUCCAUCUAGAACCGGGUGAUAUUGUCCCCGCCGACGGCAUUUUCAUCGAGGGCCAUAACGUGAAAUGUGACGAGUCAUCGGCGACAGGCGAAUCGGAUCAACUGAAGAAAACGGGUGCGCAGCAUGUCAUGGACAUGUUGGAACAAGGGCACAGCAAAGCGCACGAGAUGGAUCCGUUUAUCAUCUCGGGUAGCAAGAUCCUCGAAGGAGUCGGCACAUGCCUUGUGACGUCUGUUGGGGUGAACUCUAGCUACGGCAAGAUUCUUAUGGCGAUGAGACAGGAUAUGGAACCUACACCUUUGCAGAAGAAACUGGAUGGUUUGGCUGGGGCGAUUGCGAAGCUGGGUAGCAGUGCUGCUAUUCUGCUUUUCUUCGUUCUGCUAUUCCGUUUCGUCGGAACGCUGUCUGACAAUCCGCGAACUGGCGCCCAGAAAGCCUCGCAAUUUACGGAUAUCUUGAUCGUAGCUAUUACGGUGAUCGUGGUUGCCGUUCCGGAGGGUCUUCCGCUAGCAGUCACCCUAGCGCUGGCAUUCGCAACUACUCGCAUGGUCAAACUCAACAAUCUGGUGCGCGUUUUGAAGUCAUGCGAAACAAUGGGCAAUGCCACAACCGUCUGUUCCGAUAAGACUGGGACACUGACUCAAAACCGGAUGACGGUUGUCACUGGCGUCUUCGGAGACGAUCACUUCGACGAUAAGAACCAGACCGGCAGCGAGCGACGAUCGGCCUCUUUUGCCGCUGACAUGGCUAAGGAUCAUAAACGGUUGUUGAUUGAGUCGGUUGCCAUUAACUCGACAGCCUUUGAAGGCGAAGAAAACGGGGUUCCCGGCUUCGUCGGCUCCAAGACCGAGACGGCUCUGUUGGGUUUUGCUCGGAAUGUACUCGGAAUGGGAUCUCUGGCUGAAGAACGUGCGAAUGCGACGGUGAUCCAGCUUAUGCCUUUCGACUCCGGUCGCAAGUGCAUGGGAGUAGUGGUGCGACUGGAAAACGGUCAAUAUCGAUUCCUCGUCAAAGGCGCGUCUGAAAUCCUGCUCGGCUACAGCUUCGAUAUCUGGAAACCAUCGGGUGUUGAUACCCUUGAGACACGCGAGCGACAGCAACUGGAGGACAUCAUUCUAACAUACGCGAAACAAUCACUCCGCACUCUUUCCCUGGUAUACCGGGAUUUCUCCUCCUGGCCUCCGCGAGAGGGUGUCAGCCCUGAAGAUCCCAAAUCCGCGGACCUCACCCUGCUGCUCAACAACAUGACCUUCCUCGGCGUCGUCGGCAUCCAAGAUCCCAUUCGACCUGGGGUUCCUGAGGCUGUGGCGAAAUGCCACCACGCCGGCGUCACAGUUCGCAUGGUCACCGGUGACAACAUGGUGACAGCUAAAGCCAUUGCGACAGACUGCGGGAUCUACACUGGCGGCGUCGUCAUGGAAGGACCUCAUUUCCGCACCUUGACGGACGAGCAGUUUGCAGCGACAUUGCCCAGGCUGCAAGUGCUUGCGCGUUCUUCCCCGGAAGACAAGCGGAUUCUUGUAACCCGCCUGCGAGAAAUGGGUGAGAUCGUUGCCGUCACGGGCGACGGAACCAAUGAUGGACCAGCCCUGAAGGCUGCGAAUAUCGGAUUCUCGAUGGGAAUAGCAGGGACCGAAGUAGCUAAGGAAGCGUCGGCGAUCGUGCUGAUGGAUGAUAAUUUCGCCUCCAUUCUGACAGCCCUGAUGUGGGGACGAGCUGUGAACGAUGCCGUUAGAAAGUUCCUCCAGUUCCAGAUCACCGUGAACAUCACUGCCGUGCUCAUGACCUUUAUCUCGUCCGUCUCAGACGCAGAGAUGAGAUCUGUGUUGACAGCCGUUCAACUCCUGUGGAUUAACCUGAUCAUGGACUCCCUCGCCGCUCUGGCUCUCGCCACCGACCCUCCCACCGAAGCCAUUCUCGACCGCAAGCCCCCGAAACGCGGCGCCCGCCUCAUUUCCAUCACAAUGUGGAAGAUGAUCAUCGGGCAAGCCAUCUUCCAACUCACAGUGACCUUAAUCCUGCAUUUUGCCAAAGGCCCUGGAUUCCUAGACUACCCCGACGAGGAGCGCCGCUCGAUCGUGUUCAAUGCGUUCGUAUGGAUGCAAAUCUUCAACGAAUUCAACAACCGACGGCUCGACAACAAAUUCAACAUCUUCACGGGUCUGCACCGUAACUACUUUUUUAUAAUCAUCAACUGCCUCAUGGUCGGCUGCCAGAUCCUGAUCGCCUUUGUCGGAAAGACUGCCUUCAGCAUUGUUCCGAUCAAUGGUGUCCAGUGGGCGAUUUGCAUCCUGGUUGCGGCGCUGUCGUGGCCGUGGGCAAUUGUUGUGCGCGUGUUCCCGGAUGAUUGGUUCGCCGCCGUUGCGAGGUUUGUAGGGAAGCCCGUCGUGAUGGUCUAUCGGCCGCUGAGUCGGGGGAUGCAUCGGCUAGGGGCAAUGAUGCCGUGGAAGAAGAAGAAGGGACAGGACGAGGAUGAUGCUGAAACUACUGCGGAGGGUAGUCGCGAUGCCGAGAAGGUAUAG